Molecule: messenger RNA, 1288 nt
Organism: Phytophthora nicotianae INRA-310
Lineage: Eukaryota; Oomycota; Peronosporomycetes; Peronosporales; Peronosporaceae
Exons: 1
Coding region: 80-1207 (375 amino acids)
Source: RefSeq, a predicted model, not a curated record
AGUUGCACGUAGUGCAUUAUUUUCUCGUUGCUGAUUUCUAUGCUGCUGCACUUGUUCAUCUACAGCUUGCAUCCGCCACAUGCUGACGCGUUACAGUCAGCACUGCCUUGCUUGCAAUGUCGACAGGUGCUUGCCAUCGCCCAGACAGGGCACUGAGGCCUUUCUAAAAGCAUCAGGCAUCACUACCGUGUGUGUGAAUGAGUCAAGCGGGUCCCAGCCGGUUCGUUCGCUCAUGACCGUCAACGCGCAGAUGGUGGCGCAACCUGGUGCUUUAGCUUUGAGAUCUGAAUGGGUCCCGUCCAUCCUUCACCGCUACUGUGCUCUGAUUUUCUCCAAGGUCACAAUCGAACUCGCCGUCGUGGCCACAGGCGCAACUCCGCUCUGUACUCUCUUCUACUACCUCGCAGUUAACAUGUUCCAGCUCACGGACUCGCUGCUUCGCGGGGUCAUGCACCACCGCGCACAGUUCCCACUGGAGCUGUGCCACCCACCGGUUUUCGAGCCUAAGAAACUCUCGCUGCCCUUCCCUAAGAGUGAGUCGGACACCACCAGUGUGGCCUCCACAACACCCAGCGAGAGCUCCACAGUCUCCACACCCGUAUUGCGCGAGCGCAUGAGCCUGAGUUUCAUCACGAACCCGGAUCCGGUGGUCGACACACAGCAAGCUUUCAGCCUCCCGCAGGCAGGCGUAAUCUGCUCCAAGAAGAACUGUUACCGCACAGCCAACAGCCUCUUUGGCGCCUUCUGUGAGUUCCACAAGCCUAGUCGACUUUGCAAAGUACCUGAAUGCCGGAAGUGCGCCAAAACCGGUGGCUUCUGUAUUUCACACGGCGGUGGUCGUCGAUGCCGCCAAGACGGCUGCGUCAAGAGCGCCAAGGAGGGAGGCUACUGUAUCGCCCACGGAGGUGGUAAGCGGUGUCGUGAGGAAGGAUGCUCCAAGUCGGCGCUGGCCGGUGGGCUCUGCUCCGCCCAUGGCGGCGGAAAACGCUGCAGCGCAGCCAAUUGCUCCAAGACGGCUCUCAAGGGCGGUCUGUGCAUCGCACACGGUGGUGGCCGAAGAUGCGAAGUCCUCGGGUGCUCUAAAAGCGCCGUCGGUGGUCAUUUGUGCGUCUCGCACGGCGGUGGUCGCCGCUGCAGAGAAGCAGGCUGCAACAAGGGCGCCGUACGCCGAGGCGUGUGCAUCCGCCACGGAGCACGGCAAGACUAAACCAGAUCGAUAGCUUUAGUUUCGUUAGUUAUAAGGAGGGCUUCCCUCAUGUAAAUACACCCGCCAAGACACUGUAAAUAC